GAACCCGGAAACGCCUAGGCUGCACCGAGGUGGCACCGACGAAGGCGGCGGGAGCUGGCGGCGUUGCGGGUCAGCAGUCGCGACGGACCCCUAGAGCUCGGCGGCCUUGGGCGCCCGGCGUUGCUGAGCCGCAGGCCCCAGUGCGUGCCGCUGGCAGAGCUGCGCGGGAGGCAAAUGAAGAUAAAACUAUGUCUGCCAACCUAAAAUACCUUUCCCUGGGAAUUUUGGUCUUUCAGACUACCAGUUUGGUUCUAACCAUGCGUUAUUCUAGGACUUUAAAAGAGGAAGGACCUCGUUAUCUAUCUUCUACAGCAGUGGUUGUUGCUGAACUUUUGAAGAUAAUGGCCUGCCUUUUAUUAGUCUACAAAGACAGUAAAUGUAGUCUAAGAGCACUGAAUCGAGUACUGCACGAUGAAAUUCUUAAUAAACCUAUGGAAACACUUAAACUUGCUAUUCCAUCAGGGAUAUAUACUCUUCAGAAUAAUUUACUAUAUGUGGCACUAUCAAAUCUAGAUGCAGCUACUUAUCAGGUCACAUAUCAGUUGAAAAUUCUUACAACAGCAUUAUUUUCUGUGUCUAUGCUCAGUAAAAAAUUGGGUGUAUACCAAUGGCUCUCCCUAAUAAUUUUGAUGACAGGAGUUGCUUUUGUACAGUGGCCCUCAGAUUCUCAAGAGAUUGAUUCUAAGGAACUUUCAGCUGGCUCUCAAUUUGUAGGCCUCAUGGCAGUUCUAACAGCAUGUUUUUCAAGUGGCUUUGCUGGAGUUUAUUUUGAGAAAAUCUUAAAAGAAACAAAACAAUCAGUGUGGAUAAGAAACAUUCAGCUUGGUUUUUUUGGGAGCAUAUUUGGAUUAAUGGGUGUUUACAUUUAUGAUGGAGAAUUGGUUUCAAAGAAUGGUUUUUUUCAGGGAUAUAACCGACUGACCUGGAUAGUAGUAGUUCUUCAGGCACUUGGAGGCCUUGUAAUAGCUGCUGUUAUUAAGUAUGCGGAUAAUAUUUUAAAAGGAUUUGCAACCUCUUUAUCCAUAAUAUUAUCAACACUGAUAUCCUAUUUUUGGCUACAAGAUUUUGUGCCAACCAGUGUCUUUUUCCUUGGAGCCAUCCUUGUAAUAGCAGCUACUUUCUUAUAUGGUUAUGAUCCCAAACCUGCAGGAAAUCCCAUUAAAGCAUAGUCAUAAACUUUGUUUAACUGGUUUCUCAUGAUGGUGCACUAGGAAUCUCAACGUUAAUCUUGCACAGAGGACUUCUACUGAUUCUGUGAAGAUAUCAUCAUGCUGAAUCUGAUCAUAUUGUUCAGGUGGUUUGAAAAUAUACAGGCUUAAAGAUAAAAUGUUUGUACUGUAUAUGUAGCAAAACACAUUAUGCCUAGAAAUCAAAACUUUAAAGUAUUUCCAGGGUUUAAAAUUAGAGAGAAUAUUGGAGGACACUUGAAAUCUAAUUUUAAAGAGUUUGCCUUUUUGAUUGCUGCAGAAAUGUCCUAUGCACUCUUUGCAAGAGCACACAAAUAUCAAUUUUUGCAAAUUAGAUCUACUUACUCUUAUUAGAUGUUUUUUACCUUAUUCUUUCUGUACAGAAAUAUCAAAUCACAUGGAAUAGUUGAAGUUUGAAAAUUAUAAUUACCUAUUAAAGCUGUGAAAAAUAGAAAUAUUUGAAAAAAUUUUUUCACAUAUCUGAGAUUUUUAUAUUUGUAUAAAGAUUACUAAACAAAGGAUUGCCAAAUAUUAUUUGUUCACUUACAAAAAUUUGAUAAGGUAAUAUUCUCAGUCUGAUUUGUCAGAAAAUAAAAUUCAUAUUUAAAUGUAGUGUAAAGAAACAUCUAUUUCUCCAUAUACAUCCUAAGAUUUUUUUUAGUGCUUUGAGACAGCUGAAAGCAAUCCAGUUGUUCCUGUGCUAGACUUUACUCUAAUGGAGUUUUACCCUUGAUCUCUUAAUUGACUAUCUUUUCUGUAAAUCAGAUAAAUUCUUAAUAUUACUUUAAAUUAAAUUUUUGUGUUGUUACUGAAAAUUUUAAAUGUAAUUUAAAGGAAUUAAAUACCGAUUUAAUAAUUUAAAAUAAUUAUUGUCUAAUAGCUCCAUUUGGAGAAUUUUGAACUAUCAAGUUAUACUGUAUACAAAUAGAAAGAUUUUAAAUUAAUAUUUUACUUAU
Molecule: messenger RNA, 2143 nt
Organism: Marmota flaviventris (yellow-bellied marmot)
Lineage: Eukaryota; Metazoa; Chordata; Mammalia; Rodentia; Sciuridae
Gene: Slc35a3
Product: solute carrier family 35 member A3
Biological process (GO): pyrimidine nucleotide-sugar transmembrane transport
Cellular component (GO): Golgi membrane
Molecular function (GO): pyrimidine nucleotide-sugar transmembrane transporter activity
Source: RefSeq, a predicted model, not a curated record